AUGGCGGAAACCUUAAGCCCUAAUCGGACAACGGGUCAGAAACCGAGGCUUCCCAUAUCCGCUCGUAUCCUAUCUCCUACGAGCCCUUUCUUUGUGGGCUCCAACGACGACCAACAUGAACGCGCCCAGGCCCGUGCAGCCCGUGCCAUCGCCCUUCGCCGCAAGUCCCAUGCUGUAAACUUGCAGUCCCAACGCUCCGAUUCGGAUCCCUAUCUCAACAGGCACCAGAUUCUUGACUUGUUCCACAACUGCAUAAGGCUAGCCCGCGAAAAUAAAAUUAAUCAGAAAAACACGUGGGAGUUGCAGUUGAUUGAUCACCUUACUGAUAUUAUUAGGGCUGAAGAAGAUAAUGACGUGGAUACUAAUUUUCAAAUGGCAAGCUGCACUCUUGAAGCUGGAGUCAAAAUUUAUUCAGUAAGGGUGGAUUCGGUGCACUCGGAGGCAUAUAAAGUCCUUGCUGGGAUGAAUAGAGCAGGACAAGAAACUGACGAAGACACUACUCUGGAGUGUGUUAAUGCGGAAGGUGGACAAGAAGAAAACAGGAAAGGUAUAGACAAAAAGUUGUCACCUUUGUCAACAUUGGAAUCUUCUUUUGAGGUUCUUAAUGUAAAGAAGUUCGAUGUUGCAUUUACUGUGGAUCCCCUCUAUCGCCAGACAUCAGCACAAUUUGAUGAAGGCGGAGCCAAAGGUCUUUUGAUGAAUAACCUCGGUGUAUAUGGUGGAUGUAGGGUGCUCUUUGAUUCACUAGAAGUGCCUGGGAAGUGCAUAUCCAGUCCAAAUGAACAUGAUAUUUCAGAUACAAUUAAUCUUUCUUUUGCCAGAGGUAAACAUUUAAUAUGGACCUGGGACUUGCUUAUCUUCUGUAUAGAUUGUAUUGAACAGAUGGUAUUGAACAUUCAUAUGAAGGAUGAAAUCUCUCCAACUCUCAGGGUGAUAGUAAAUCAAUUUGACAAUGAUAACAGAAGGCCUUCUGAUUGUCAAUUUUCGAGCCAGAAGGCAGCUGAAGAGUUUGAUGCAGCUAUUGCUUGUGGAAUUGGGGCUGAAAGAGAAGAAUAUGAUAACUACCAGCCAUGGAACGAUGAUCAUGAUAACGUACCAUUUGUUACUGAAGUGAGCUCCAUUGAUGCAUACCCAAGUUUUCCAAGUUACCCUCAGGAAAGAGAACCUUUUCCUCCCCAAGACCUAGAUAUGGAUGAAAUAUUUGAAAAUGUCGAUGGGUAUUUAUUUUUUAGUCUGGGUUUUAAGUCAAAGAAAAAUGCAUGGGCAGGUCCUGAUCAUUGGAAGUAUCGAACAACUAAAGGCUCUAAGUCAGAGGUUUAUUGUACUUCUGAAGAUGGGUCGACCCUGAAAACUAGGCAUCCAAGGACUAAGAGACAUAUGGAAGUUGAUUUAGAUUUCACAAAUUUUCUUGAGAAAAAAAUGACUGAUAUCUUUUCUCCUCCCAAGAAUCCCAAAUUGUUACUGCUCCCUGAAAAUAGAUCACCUUGCGUUACAAAACUUCCAGAGGACUGCCACUAUGAGCCAGAGGAUCUUGUCAAGUUAUUUCUUUUGCCUAAUGUAAAGUGUCUUGGGAGGAGGGCAAGAAAGUUAGGUGUAUUUGCAGAUGGAUCAAGAGAACAAUGCAAUGACCAUGAAUCAUUCCGUUCCUGGGAUAAUGAAAGUGUUUGUGAUGGCGAGUAUGAUGGUGAUGUACAUAGUGACAUGGAUGGCUCUAGCACACUUAUUUCUCAGCCUUGUCAAAUCAAUAAAAUAGAAGUCCAGUAUGACAAAACAUCCAAACAAGUCGAUGUUCAGGCACUGAAAAUUACUCUUUGGGACCAUAUUCAAGAAUCUGUUCAAGUUCCUUUUCAGGGUCAAAAAGAAAUGAUAUCUUUCAGGUAUAUAUUGGCCAACUUUCCUAGUGAAUGCAAUGCUGCUGCAACUGUUAGUGACGUCUCUCCUCAUUUGUGCUUCAUAUGCCUAUUGCAUUUGGCUAAUGAGAAAGGGCUGAGCAUCCAAAGCUGCCCCAACUUAGAUGAUCUUGGCAUAUGCCUUUCAGACGUUGGUGCCACUCAAAGUGUAACAGUAUAG
Molecule: messenger RNA, 2070 nt
Organism: Gastrolobium bilobum
Lineage: Eukaryota; Viridiplantae; Streptophyta; Magnoliopsida; Fabales; Fabaceae
Product: condensin complex subunit 2-like
Exons: 13
Coding region: 1-2070 (689 amino acids)
Biological process (GO): mitotic chromosome condensation
Cellular component (GO): condensin complex
Molecular function (GO): chromatin binding
Source: RefSeq, a predicted model, not a curated record